Molecule: messenger RNA, 1386 nt
Organism: Tuber melanosporum (Perigord truffle)
Lineage: Eukaryota; Fungi; Ascomycota; Pezizomycetes; Pezizales; Tuberaceae
Exons: 1
Coding region: 1-1386 (461 amino acids)
Biological process (GO): DNA replication; double-strand break repair via break-induced replication; mitotic DNA replication preinitiation complex assembly
Cellular component (GO): DNA replication preinitiation complex
Molecular function (GO): DNA replication origin binding; single-stranded DNA binding
Source: RefSeq, a predicted model, not a curated record
AUGCCCACCGUGGAUGAUAAUCGAGCGAAGCAACUCCGCGCAGAGUUGAAGGAAUGGGAGCAUUCUUUUGCGGCAGAACAUAGGCGGAAGCCUUCUCGCGAGGAAGUCAAGAGGGAUCCCCGUAUAUCAGCAAAGUAUAAAGAAUAUAGCAAACUGCGUACCUCCACAUCCACCGCCGCCUCUCGUCCCACCACCUCAAAUCCCAAACCGAAACCAGAACGUACUCCUUCCACUACAAAGGGGAUUCGCGACCCAUUCGCAAGCGCAAGGUCAGACAAAUCUACGGCAAGCACUCGCAAAAAAGCGGCGGAUAUAUUCAAAACCCCCACGAAGCCACAGUUAACCUCAGCGGAUCAGCAGGAGAUUUAUGAUUCACCGUUGUCUUUAAGACGUACACGCUUGUUUGGAAACCGGCCCAGGGAUAGCGUUGGCCCUACACCGCAGAAAACUGGAAACGUUCUUGGGUUGUUUGAGAGUUUUGUGGACAUCAAGGUUACGCCUAAGAAAGCAAGGGACAGAGUUUCCGCCAGUCCCGUUUCAACUCGAAAGACCGGUGACACCAAUGAAGGAGGGGCAAAUGGGAGAGGGGAGUUCGCUACUCCACGAAAACGCAAGGCGGAAGAGAUAUCGGUGGGCAGCGCAAAGAAGCGUGGGGAAGAGGAAUUUACUACGCCGACAUUUCUACGAAGAGAUAGCUCCAGGUUUCAACCGCCCGUGGAGAGUCCUCCCGUCCCGUUGCCUAUGCGGCCUGUCAGAGGACUGGGCAGCAUGGUGGCGGAACUCCGCAAAAUGGAGGAUGAAGCGAUAGAAGAAGAGUUCGCCGAUGACGAGGAGGCUAUGAAAGAGAUGGAGGCGCUGGAUGCUGAGCCAUCUCUUCCACCCCCCGAGCAACGGGGCGAGGGAUUGGAGGUUGGCAUAGGCGAUUUACCGCCUGGGGCUUUCGCGGAGGAGGCAAUUGUAGACGAAAAUGAGGGGGAGGACAAAGAUAAGCCAAAAUGGAAAAAGAAAGGUCUUAAGAGGCAGACCAGGCGAACCAUUAGUAAUUAUACCUCCCCAAAUACAAAUAUUUUGGUUCGUAAAUUGACAAACAUAGUGCGCCCUACCACUACAAAACCACAAGAAAUGCCGCAGGAGGAAGAUCUACGCCCUGACCCGGCCAAUGCGGAACUCCCGCCCGCAGGCUAUGACGACGGCGAAGACUUAUCAAAUAUCGAAAGUGAGGAUGAACGCACUAGCAAGAAAGCGAUGGUCGAUAAGGGCAAAGCCGUUGUCAAGAAGGUUGUGCGGAAAGUCAAAGCUACGGCUAACGCAAACUUCCGAAGGCUCAAUAUCAGAGGUCAAGGCACCAAGGCGAGGGGCGGAGGGAAGUUUCGGAGACGUAGAUAA